Molecule: messenger RNA, 2655 nt
Organism: Hypoxylon fragiforme
Lineage: Eukaryota; Fungi; Ascomycota; Sordariomycetes; Xylariales; Hypoxylaceae
Exons: 3
Coding region: 333-2231 (632 amino acids)
Biological process (GO): electron transport chain
Cellular component (GO): mitochondrial inner membrane
Molecular function (GO): iron-sulfur cluster binding; electron-transferring-flavoprotein dehydrogenase activity
Source: RefSeq, a predicted model, not a curated record
AGUCUGAUGACUUGGGAUGAACAUUGUUAGAUAGGGGAAGAACCUCGGUAGCAGCUGAGCAAUACCAAGUAACCAAUUUGAUGUCAUCACCUCUAUCACCUGCUCCGAGGAAUUCUUCAUUGAUAAACUAAACAAAACCCACUUCAACGAACUUUGCCUACCCUACGCUAACACUUCACGGUCUACUCAUAAUAGUCUCAUGGCGUCUCGAAUCCGGUGACAAGUAAACACCCCUCCAACUGACAACUGGGAAGUUCUCAUCUUCAGCACCAAAACAAAGACAAAGACAGACAAAAACAACCAAUUGGUUAGCAAACAAGUUACACGACACAAUGUCUACUUCGAUGCCGUUGCAUGUGCUCGCACGGCGAAGUGCAGUAACGUCAAUUGGGUCCAAACUCCCUACAAGAGCCUAUAACGCACUGUAUUCCUCCAGCGUAGUCGUGCCAAGGUUGAGAUGUAGUGCUGCCCUGAAUGCUCCUAUUACUCAUCUGGCCUCUCGCGCCUUCAGUACCACUCGUCCCAGGUGUUUUGCUAGUGUUGAAGAAAGCUUUGACCCCAAGACGGUGGAACGGGAAAGCGAUGAAGUCGAUGUGUGUAUUGUUGGUGGAGGUCCUGCCGGAUUGAGCGCCGCGAUUCGUCUAAAGCAACUCGCCACCGAAAAUGGCAAUGAAGAUUUUAGAGUACUGCUCCUAGAAAAGGCGGGUGAGCUUGGUGCACACAUAUUGUCUGGGGCAGUCAUAAACCCUGUAGCAGUCAAGGAAUUAUUUCCCGACUGGCUCGAUGAGGCAAACGAGAACCGAUUCGAGAAUGCGACACCAACGGCCGGAGACAAGAUGAAGUUCUUGACCAAGAACAACGCGAUACCCUUACCAGCCCCGCCUCAGAUGCACAACGACGGAAACUACAUCGUUAGCUUAAACCAGUUCACGAAAUGGCUCGGGGAACGCGCCGAAGAGAUUGGUGUUGAGGUAUACCCCGGCUUCGCUGCAUCCGAGGUGCUUUAUAAACCCGAUGGUUCAGUUCUUGGGGUUGCGACAAACGACUUGGGUAUCGGUCGAGAUGGGAAACCGAAAGAUAGUUUCGAACGGGGCAUGGAAUUUCACGCGAGAGUAACGUUGUUUGCCGAGGGAUGUCAUGGUAGCCUGACUAAGCAAGUUAUCAAGAAAUUCGACUUGAGGAGUGAAAGCCAACAUCAGACCUACGGUUUAGGUAUAAAAGAGGUCUGGGAAAUCCAACCAGAGAAGUUUCAUAAAGGCGAAGUCGUCCACUCUAUGGGUUAUCCCCUACCCCUGGAUACCUACGGCGGCGGGUGGCUAUAUCACUUUGGAGAUAAUCUCGUCAGCAUUGGACUUGUGGUGGCCCUGGAUUACCAAAAUCCCUGGCUAUCACCGUAUGGCGAGUUCCAGAAGAUGAAACAGCAUCCGAUGUAUAAGUCUAUUCUCGAAGGUGGCAAAUGCAUUUCGUAUGGUGCAAGGGCUCUUAGUGAGGGUGGCUUCCAAUCAAUCCCCAAGGUCGCCUUUCCUGGAGGCGCUUUAAUUGGCGACUCUGCUGGCUUCGUCAACGUUCCACAGGUCAAAGGCACCCAUAAUGCCAUGAGGACAGGUAUGCUGGCUGCAGAGGCUGCCUGGAGUGCAUUAGCCGAAGGAAGCGAAGAGUCUGUCUUUUUAUAUCAAUACGAGGAUUCUCUUCGGAAGUCUAGUGUCUGGAAAGAGUUGAAGGAAGUUCGAAAUAUGCGACCUUCCUUCCAAACCCCUUUAGGGACAUUGGGCGGAGUUGUCUAUUCUGGCUUGGAGGCGUUCAUUCUCAAGGGUCGUGUUCCUUGGACCCUGAAGCAUAGGCAUACAGAUUAUGGCGCUACCAAGAAUGCCGAUGCGUACCAAAAGAUUGAAUAUCCCAAGCCGGACGGAAAGAUCUCCUUCGAUAUACUUACGAGUGUUUCUCGGACGGGAACGAACCAUGAAGAGGAUCAGCCUGUUCAUCUCCAAGUUAAAGAUUGGGAUGUCCAUGCCCAGGAGACAUGGCCUAAGUACAAAGGGUUAGAAAACCGUUUCUGUCCCGCCGGUGUUUACGAAUACGUUGAAGACGACACAAAACCACUUGGUGUGCGGUUCCAGAUUAAUUCCCAAAACUGCAUCCACUGCAAAACUUGCGAUAUCAAAGCACCACACCAGGACAUCAAUUGGGCCGUACCCCAAGGUGGCGAAGGACCGAAAUAUUAUAUGACAUAAGAAAAGGUCAUAACAAAUUCGUAUAGUGCCGAUGAUUUUACGAGUUUCGGCGUUUUGGCAAGGCCCUAGUCUGGGAUUUGGACUGAUGAGGCGAUGCAUUUAACGGCUCACGGCUCACGGCGACACACUCGAAAUCAACUUUUCGAUGUAUUAAAAAGCUUCCCCUCUAGCAGUCGGUAGACUGGCGGAUGUAGAUAAAACCAUUGGAUGCCUGUCUGUAUGAGGCUUGCUUGGAGGGGUUAUUAUAUUGUACAUAUGCGAGACAUAGUGUAGGAGUUGGAUAGGGUAAAGGGCAAUCGCUUGAGGGCGGUUGUUAUUAACGGACCAACUGAACAGAUCAAUCAAAAGUUACCAAACUGUUUUUCAUAACCUUCUUGGUAUUUUUAGUUUGAAAAAGCUAUCAUCACCUGAAAAUACUAAGUAG